Fraxinus pennsylvanica is the source of this 1602-nucleotide messenger RNA. Lineage: Eukaryota; Viridiplantae; Streptophyta; Magnoliopsida; Lamiales; Oleaceae. The record is from the annotation of a GenBank genome assembly.
AUGGCAGCUCGUAGAAUUUCCUAUUUUCUCCCACGUUCUCUCUCCCUUACUCCUGCUUCUUUUGGGAGAAAUUAUGGUUUUGGAAGGGGCAUGCACAAGUUUAGCACUGCUGCAGUACUUGAGGAACCAAUUUCUCCACCAGUACAGAUUAAUUACACCAAGCUUUUGAUCAAUGGACAAUUUGUUGAUUCAGCAUCAGGGAAAACAUUUCCCACUUUGGAUCCUCGGACUGGAGAAGUUAUUGCACAUGUUGCUGAAGGAGAGGCUGAGGAUAUCAAUCGUGCAGUAUCUGCUGCCCGCAAAGCGUUUGAUGAAGGGCCGUGGCCGAAAAUGAGUGCUUAUGAAAGGGCACGCAUAAUGCUACGGUUUGCUGAUUUGGUUGAAAAACACACGGACGAGAUUGCUGCACUUGAGACGUGGGACAACGGGAAACCUUACGAGCAAGCUCUCAAAACUGAACUACCAAUAUUUGUUCGUCUAUUUCAUUAUUAUGCUGGCUGGGCAGAUAAAAUUCACGGUCUAACAGUUCCAGCCGAUGGACCGUAUCAUGUACAAACUUUGCAUGAACCAAUUGGUGUUGCAGGUCAAAUUAUUCCUUGGAACUUUCCCCUGCUUAUGUUCGCCUGGAAAGUUGGUCCGGCACUGGCAUGUGGGAACACCAUUGUGCUAAAAACUGCAGAGCAAACACCGCUGACUGGUUUAUAUGUAGCAAAAUUGUUCCAUGAGGCCGGUCUUCCCCCUGGUGUACUAAAUGUGGUUUCUGGCUAUGGUCCAUCUGCCGGUGCAGCUCUUGCUAGUCACAUUGAUGUGGAUAAGCUUGCUUUCACGGGAUCAACCGACACUGGUAAAAUUGUACUUGAGCUUGCUGCAAGAAGCAAUCUGAAAUCAGUUACCCUAGAACUUGGAGGGAAAUCCCCAUUUAUCAUAUGUGAGGAUGCUGAUAUUGAUAAGGCUGUAGAGCAAGCACAUUUUGCUCUGUUCUUUAACCAGGGCCAAUGUUGCUGUGCUGGUUCUCGUACUUAUGUUCAUGAACGUGUAUAUGAUGAGUUCCUAGAGAAGGCAAAGGCACGUGCUAUCAGACGUACAGUCGGUGAUCCCUUCAAGACAGGUAUCGAACAAGGUCCUCAGAUUGACUCCGAGCAAUUUGAGAAGGUUCUUCGGUACAUAAGAUCUGGCAUUGAGAGCAAUGCCACCCUUGAAUGUGGAGGCGACAGAAUCGGGUCCAAAGGUUUCUUUAUUCAGCCCACUGUAUUUUCAAGUGUUGAGGAUAAUAUGUUAAUAGCACAAGAUGAGAUUUUUGGCCCUGUACAGACCAUCCUAAAAUUCAAGGACAAUGAUGAAGUGAUAAAAAGGGCUAACACGACAAAAUACGGUCUAGCAGCAGGUGUUUUCACAAGGAGUUUGGAUACUGCUAACACGUUGUCGCGAGGAUUGAGGGCUGGCACCGUUUGGGUUAACUGCUACAACGUUUUUGAUGCUGCGAUUCCAUUCGGUGGAUAUAAAAUGAGUGGUAUAGGCAGGGAAAAAGGAAUUUACAGCCUCAACAACUAUCUGCAGGUGAAGGCUGUUGUCACUCCCUUAAAGAAUCCAGCAUGGUUAUAA